This is a messenger RNA of Hyposmocoma kahamanoa, 1068 nucleotides long. RefSeq lists its product as uncharacterized. Bases 16 to 612 code for a protein of 198 amino acids. The record is from RefSeq and is a predicted model, not a curated record. NCBI's taxonomy places the organism in Eukaryota, Metazoa, Arthropoda, Insecta, Lepidoptera, Cosmopterigidae. Gene Ontology annotation, biological process: proteolysis. Gene Ontology annotation, molecular function: metalloendopeptidase activity. The transcript has 4 exons.
UCGGUAAUAAGUAAAAUGAACUGCUCGGAUACCGAAACAGACUUCAGGAUGCCAAACCUGUGGACGUGCCAAUGGAAUGACGGCGUUAUACCUUUCGUCUACAAUUUUUAUUUAAGCAAUCCAGGCCGGUUGAGAACUCUCGUGAAGAAAGGUAUUGAUUUCUUAGAAAUGCGAUCGUGUUUACAAUUUAAAGAACGAGAUCCAAAGCAGCUGAGGCGAAUCGCAAACUAUACUUAUAUCUUUUACACCUAUUCCGGUGUUUUGGAGAGUUGCUGUUUUAGAUUUUUCUCUAAGAAACAAGGCCGAAGGGUGGUACUGAUCUCUCCACUGUGCUCUUUACCUGAAGAAGUUGCGCAUGUGACUCUUCACGGAUUGGGCUUGGACCACAGCAGGGGGUCCCCAUUUCAGGAGGAACAGACAAAAAAUGUGCUUUUUAACUAUCGGUUCCAGUGCGAAAAUAUGACCACAAAGUAUACAACGUUUUAUACAAAACUUGAACUGCCUGCAUGGAGAACUGGAACUGGUGAAGAACUUUCGGGACGUAUGCUUACUGCGCUUCCAGAAGUUCGUCUUCUCAGACAGACUCUAUUAAUACAAAAUCAAACCAUUUGAAGAAGUGAAUUGGGGAAGAUGUCCCACUUGUAAUAUAUAUCUUAUGAUAAAUACAGGUUAAGAAAGAAAAUUCACGUCGCCGCAAAAAAUAAAAAUGGUGCCUUGGUUAGUUAGCCAUUUUAAAAAUAAAAAUCACAAAACGAUCGUCAACCCUCCCAUGAAAGCUCUUUUGCGGUCUCGAGGUAUUUAACUUGAAGCCACAUAUAUUUUCAUAUUCAAUGUGUGAUGCACAUAAUUGCAAAAGCUAUCUUUUGGGCAAAAAAUUCUUUUUUCUAUCUAUGUACCUAUCACUAAUCCUGUAAUAAUCUUACUCUAGAGUCUCAGUCACAAAAUCGGCAUACUGUUGUUAUUAAAAACUAAUACAUAUCCUGGUUGAAUUUAUUCUUGAUAAGGACCUUGUCAUAUUUGGAGGAUUUGGAGUAGGGUACGGAGCUAUGAAAUUAAACGAGUGGAGAA